Ceraceosorus bombacis is the source of this 865-nucleotide messenger RNA. NCBI's taxonomy places the organism in Eukaryota, Fungi, Basidiomycota, Exobasidiomycetes, Ceraceosorales, Ceraceosoraceae. The record is from the annotation of a GenBank genome assembly.
GUCCUGUCCUGUCAUGUGCACCUGCAUGGCGCUGACCUGGAAUGCUCCGACAAGCCGUCUUGUGCGAGCAUGUCUUCAUCCUUCCGCCAAAGCCGAGCAUCGAGCAUCGAGCAUCGCUCAAGGGGCAGAGCAGAGCGCGCAUUCUCUCACUUCGUGCCGUCUUGCUAAUGUGCAUGUGCUGUAACGAGUCAAGUUUCUCAUUGGCUCUGCGCUUGAAGCCCAUCUUAUCAGGCCUCAAAGGUCUGGCGAGCGACGCUUAGGUAGACAUUCACAAGCGUCGCCUAGCCUUGCCUACAUUCAUGCGCCUUUACAACUCACAGACGCCGCUGGUGGUAGUGUACUCCUGCCCUUCGGCAUCCGCAGUCACGCGUGCGCGCCCACCCACCGCCAGCCCCGCGGUUCACCUUGUUGACGGCAAAUGAAACUUCCGUACGCGGUACCGCUGAACGGGCCAGAGGCCCAUGCAACAUCCGUUCGUCGACACACUCGGCACACGCAUCACAAGGUUUCGGCCGUGUUUGCAAAGGAAAAAGAGGGACAUGGCGCAACACGCAGUGUUCGCGACAGCGGCAAGGGUUACCCGCAAGAGGCGGAUGCGUCGGGAUCAACCCGAUUUCCGCGGUCCCAUGGGGCGCCCCUUGCCGCAUGCAUGCCCUGAUUGCCAUUCCGAAACCGUGGACAAAAGAUCGAAGCCGUGCGUGGGAACUUGGAGGCGGAUACAUGAUGUGUGGGAUGCGAGUUGCUACAGGGAAAGUGUAGAGUGAGCAGCGAAUAGAAUCCAGUUCCUCUGUUGCUCACAUCAGCUCGUGUGUGGUGAAUUGGGUGACUGUGGAUGUGCGCGAAGCGAGCCAAUGAUCGACAUUUU